AUGUCCUAUAACCCAUAUGCAUCAUACGCUGCUGCACAAGCAGAUCCUACUGUUAAUAAUUUGAACGAUAGAGCAUUCACUCAUGGCGGUGUUCCUAACAAUGGUAAUGCUGGAUAUGCGCAACAACCACAGCAACAAUAUCAACAACACCAACAACGACAAGGAGGAGGGAUGCCAUUCCAAGAUCCAAGAAGUUCAAUGGCUUUCCAAUUAGGUCAAUCUGCAUUCUCUAAUUUCAUCGGACAAGAAAAUUUCAAUCAAUUCCAAGAAACCGUUUCCAAAGUCUCCAAUAAUGGGUCAACCACUUACUUAUCUCAUUAUUUCCAAGUUUCUACUUCAUAUGUCUUACAAAAAUUGAAACAAAUCUUAUUCCCAUAUUUAAAUAAAAAUAAUUGGCAACGUAUCCCUGACUCUCAAUCCAAAAUGAACGGCGGGAACGGUAACCCUAAUGCGCCCACCAUGAAUGGACCAUCUUCAUUCCAAUUUAUGUCACCAAAGGAUGAUAGUAAUUGUCCAGACUUAUAUAUCCCAAUUAUGGGAUUAAUCACAUACAUUUUAAUUUGGAAUACUCAACAAGGUUUACAAGGUUCAUUCAAUCCAGAAGAUUUAUAUUAUAAAUUAUCAUCUAUCCUUGGAUUCAUGGGAUUAGAUCUUUUCAUUUUGAAAUUGGGAUUAUAUCUCUUGGUUAGUACACAUUCCCCAGUGACAAGUUUAGUUGAAUUAACAUGUUUUGUAGGUUAUAAAUUCGUCCCGUUGACUUUAUCUUUGUUUAUCCCAACGAGUAAGAUACCAUGGUACGUUCCUAUUUUUUUCAAAAGUUAUUUAUUCUUGGCAUUUGGAGUGUUUUUAUUGAGAUCUGUUAAAUUUAAUUUGUUUAGUAAUCCAAAUGAUGAUAUGAUUAAUAUUAAGAAAUCCACCGUGAAGAAAUGUAAUUAUUUCUUGUUCUUUUAUGGAUUUCUAUGGCAGACUGUCCUUAUGUGGCUAAUGGGGUAG
Messenger RNA from Naumovozyma dairenensis CBS 421, 993 nucleotides. It is a transcript of the gene YIF1, whose product is annotated as protein transporter YIF1. Gene Ontology annotation, biological process: endoplasmic reticulum to Golgi vesicle-mediated transport. The record is from RefSeq and is a predicted model, not a curated record. The transcript has a single exon. Gene Ontology annotation, cellular component: Golgi membrane; COPII-coated ER to Golgi transport vesicle; endoplasmic reticulum membrane. NCBI's taxonomy places the organism in Eukaryota, Fungi, Ascomycota, Saccharomycetes, Saccharomycetales, Saccharomycetaceae. The coding region runs from base 1 to 993 and encodes 330 amino acids.